Messenger RNA from Cryptomeria japonica (Japanese cedar), 692 nucleotides. RefSeq lists its product as uncharacterized. The transcript has 5 exons. The record is from RefSeq and is a predicted model, not a curated record. Lineage: Eukaryota; Viridiplantae; Streptophyta; Pinopsida; Cupressales; Cupressaceae. The coding region runs from base 136 to 648 and encodes 170 amino acids.
UAGAGAAUUCCUUACAGGCACCUACAUCAUCUAUAUAUGCAUUCAUUCCAGUGCAUUAGUAUGCAGAACACUCAUUAGUUAAGGUGAGGUCCAGUCCACUGUAAAAUAGAGAAGUUUCUUAUUAUUAUUUCUGCAAUGGAAAGCUAUGAAGGACAGAGUAAGAGUUCCAUGGUUGACAACAUUGGGAAUGAAAGAGGGAGGAAGAGUUUCAUGCCUGACAGCGCUGAAAAUGAAGAAGGGAGUGCGAGUUUCAUGGCUGACAGACCAGAGAAGAAGUCUUGCACAAUUUGCUUAAGCUCGGGAACUUGUAUAUAUCAUUCCGCUGAACCGAACCAACAAUUUUCAGUCUAUUCAAGCGUGUGUGAAGAUGUGGGAAAAGAAAACCAGCAUCUGCAUAUUGAAGGGCAUCAAAUGGGAGCCACUUCUAAGCCCCUAGAUGUGGAGGAGGACGCUACUCCAGAGCAAUCCUUUUUUGGCUCUUCUGUAUGCUAUGGGGGACCUGAAGAGUAUUAUGCCAAUUUCAAUGGAAGAAAGAAAGAGACAGAUAGGAUUCAAAAUGAAGUAAGGAAACUGGAAGAGGCAGCUGAUCCAUCUAACCUUGAAUAUACAAUAAGGGGGAAUUGGUGGAAAGGUUCCCUCGACUACUAAAAUUAUUGAAGGACGAAGAUCAAUUUUCUUCCAUAAGUCACAGG